AUGUCGGGUACGAAUUGGGUGGAAAAUCGAUACCAAUUGGUCGUCAAUCCGGAGCAACGCGUGUUCGAUGAGAUUUUGGAGCAGGUGGUGCUCACCGAGGGCUGGAGUUUCCAGAAGAACGACUACCAAAUAUGGAAUCAAUAUGAAGGACAUUGGUUUCUUGCGAUCGUUGAUGGCGAAAAAUGCGCCGCGUGCGUUUCUUUGUGCAAAUCGCGUUUGCUCAAUGGCGAGCCGUUGUUCACAGUGGCCCUGUUCUACUGUAGGCCAGAAUAUCGGGGAAUGGGCUUCGGGCAUGUUCUAUUCAAUUCCAUCAAAUCCAUUUAUGGCAAUGCCAAUGUUAGCUUGUUUGGUGUCAUGGGAAUGGUCGAAUGGUACGAGAAGCGGCACGGAUUUGAACGAAUGCUACCGUACACCCAUUCUGUUGGUGUAGUUCGCACGGAGAAUAUUGAGGUGAUAAGAAGCUGCUCGAAUGAUAGCGUUGAGAGUCGACGAAAAAUGAUGAAAGCCUGGCUUACAGCACCUGGCACGUUUUGCAAGUUGGCCAGGUGCCAAACUACUGGCAGAGUUCUGGGAUUCGGCGCUCUUCGAGAAGCGCUCCAUGAAAAAUUGAUAAUUUCGCCGCUUUAUGCCGAAUCAUAUGAGGCUGCGGUCUCCAUAAUUGUUGCUCUUCUUUUAAUGGUCCCGCGGAUUCACACCUAUAAGACGAUUUCAGCGGUGUAUCCCACAGGAAAUCGGGCAAUGGAUAGAAUAUUAUCGACAAUUUCGAAUGGGAAAUUCGAAAAAAUCGAGUAUGCUCGGAAUCAGUUCACCAAUCGAAUUGUGGCGAGCGACACGCGCAAAGUGUUCGCGAUUCGCCAUUGCGCCCACGGAUAUGUUUAA
Molecule: messenger RNA, 879 nt
Organism: Caenorhabditis bovis
Lineage: Eukaryota; Metazoa; Nematoda; Chromadorea; Rhabditida; Rhabditidae
Source: the annotation of a GenBank genome assembly